Lindgomyces ingoldianus is the source of this 1659-nucleotide messenger RNA. RefSeq lists its product as uncharacterized. Lineage: Eukaryota; Fungi; Ascomycota; Dothideomycetes; Pleosporales; Lindgomycetaceae. Bases 353 to 1444 code for a protein of 363 amino acids. The record is from RefSeq and is a predicted model, not a curated record. The transcript is spliced from 7 exons.
GUGUCUACCCCAGCAGCUCCUCCGGGUCUGACAAUUGAUGAAACCACGUCCCGCGCCAUCUCUUCUCGAACCGCAUCGCAGCCAGCUCAUAACGAUACCAACAUCUGGCACCCAAACUCUUGGUCGCCCUGUUAAGCCCUACUUGCGUGGCACCACUUGACAUAUCGGGUUGCUAGGUGCAUCGUCGUAGGGCUUCGUCGCAUCGCCCUGAGCCCAAAAUCUUUCUUGCAGGGAGAAUACUGCUUUCUUAUAAGCCAAGACUGAUGCUUCACGGUGUCCCCGGAAUCGGAAAUCUACCAAUUGUGUACCAGAGCUUCCGCUCUACGUUCAAAACGCCGUGCCUCUCAGGGCAAUGGUAGAUUCAAAAGAUGCUUCUCACGACCAAGGCUCACCCGUUCGUACGCCAUCGGAGUCUGAGGAGUCUGAAUCCAGGCUUACGGAACCAUUAGAUAAGAAGCACAGUUCUCCGCAGCCUCGGCCUCACGGCUUUCUGUCAUCGCUACAGCACGAUCCUGAGGACACCAACGAUGACCGCUUCAAGAAUGUGACUUACGAAUCUGUCGAGUCUUAUCCUCUGGGUUAUCCCAGCUGGGCCGCAGUGCAGAAUUCUGACCCAACUUUCCGAGUUUACAAACGCUUUGGUACUUUACGUAACCGUGUCAUUCUCUAUCGGCAACUAGAGUUGGCAAGGCUAGAAGAGAAGCUGAAUGAGCUGGACAAAGACGAUCACCAAAAGCAUAAUCACAGGAUACGUUCGUUGCGAAAAGACACAGAAGACAAGGAGUCGAAGCGUAUGGAAUUGAUCGACCAAAUUGACACAAAACUCAAGCAUUAUGAUGAUCUCUUAGAACGGGAGCUACGAUCAGGGCUUAUGCAGAAGCCUACGAAACGAAAUUAUCGGACUCUGGUGAACUACCUCUGGAACUACGCACCCAUUGUGCGGUCAGAAAUGAAUUUUCUGAGGCAUAGAGAUGACUUUGUGCUGCUUACUGGGCAGUCCGAGUCCCCACUUGAGAGAACUCUGGACAAGUUGGUCUGCAAAGUCCCAAUCGCAUGGUUCAGGCGUCUCUUCUCCUCGGAAGCGCAGCGCGAUAAAAUUGAUAAGACGACGGGUGAAUACAUAGUUCUUACCAGCACGGAGAAGGUGGAGAGGCUCGCUCGUGUCAUCGCCUCACUUUUGGCAGUCUUACUGAUUGGUGUUCCCCUCUUCGUUCUAGCCUCUACAGCCUUCUGCGAUAAAGUCAAGGUUGCUGUCCUCCUCGUUGCGCUUGUUCUUUUUCCGGCUGCAAUUCAAGUUGCGGCAAGACCCAAGAAUCAUGACCUCUUUACUUCCACAGCCGCAUAUUGUGCCGUCCUGAGCACCUUUCUUGCAACCAGUGCCAACCUCAACAACCUUGGGCAAUCACAAAUGCAAAUUCCAGGUAACACCACAAUUUAUCACUAAGCCGCAACAGAAUGGGACAUGUACAACGAGACAUUUCUACGACCACGGGUUCUUGUACAUAUUUUCCCCUACUCCCUUGAUCACAUUCUAGCAACUUGCAAACAAUGAGAAAUUCGCAGCACAGAAUGUCAGGUAAUGGAUAAAUUAUGCGUCGUGCAAUACUGCAGGAUCUGGAUCUUUUACCUUCUUCCGGUACUUUCCCAAUGCUAUCCUUC